GAGGCACGGCACGUCAGCAGCAUGCGAUUGGCCGCAGCAAUGCAGGGCUCUGUGCGUAGCUGUAGGGAGUUCAGCCACUCCAUCACCAUGCAUGAGAUGCCAGCAACAUAUGCUCGUCUCUUUUACCACUCGUUCGUGUUAUUAUAAGAAAAAAAACUCGGCUGUUUCAUUUUCUCAGAUAUUCCUGAACAUUGAUCUGCAGUCACUUUUUUAUUUCCCUGAUUAACCAAGUGAUUCGUUUAAUGCAGAGAUGGUGAUGGUGGAGGAUGAAAGUGUAAUGCAGAAUGUAGAGGAGGUGUCAUCCUCUAAUGGUGUAGGAGCAGACAGGCAAGCGGCAUCGGCAGAGAGCAGGGAUGGCAAAGACCGUCGUUCUCAGGAGAUUGUCUGGAGAAAUGUUGUUCUGAUGGCUCUUUACCACAUUGGAGCGGUGUAUGCUCUCUCGCUCAUCCCAAAGGCGUACCCUCUCACCUGGAUCUGGGCGUAUCUGUGCUUCUUGGUCACGGCUCUGGGGGUGACCGCUGGGGCUCAUCGAUUGUGGAGCCACAGAUCUUAUAAAGCGAAACUGCCCCUGAGGAUAUUCCUGGCUGCAGCCAACUCUAUGGCUUUCCAGAACGACAUCUUCGAGUGGUCACGGGAUCACAGAGUGCACCACAAGUACUCCGAGACAGACGCCGACCCGCACAACGCCACGCGAGGCUUCUUCUUCUCCCACGUGGGCUGGCUGUUCAUUAGGAAGCACCGCGACGUCAUCGACAAGGGGAAGAAGCUGGACUUCAGCGACCUGAUGGCCGACCCCGUUGUGGUGUUUCAACGGAAGUAUUACAAGAGCUCUGUGCUUCUCAUGUGCUUCAUGCUCCCUACCCUGGUGCCCUGCUACUUCUGGGGAGAGAGCCUGUGGAACUCCUUCUUCCUGGCCUCCAUCCUGCGCUACACCAUGUGUCUGAACGUCACCUGGCUGGUGAACAGCGCUGCACACAUGUAUGGCAACCGGCCGUACGACAAGAGCAUCAGUCCCCGGGAGAACCGAUUUGUCACAUUCGGAGCCAUUGGCGAAGGGUUCCACAACUACCACCACACCUUUCCCUUUGACUACUCCACCAGCGAGUUCGGCCUGCGGCUGAACCCGACCACGUGUUUCAUUGAUCUCAUGUGCUGGCUGGGCCUGGCGAGCGACCGGAAACGAGCCUCCAAAGAAAUCAUCGAGGCCCGCAAGAAAAGAACUGGGGACGGCAGCUCCUGAAGAAAACACUCAACACCUAACGAAGAAGAACAAGAAGAAGACUAAAGCCUUGCAUUCUGUAAAAAAAGAAAUAAAAAGAAGAAAUUCAGCUGUUGUGAUCUUUUAGGAUACAUUUGUAAUUUCAAACUAUCAACUAUGUGUUUCCAACCCCCCCCCCCCCCCCCCCCCCCGUCCUUGUAAGGUGUAGCUUUCUUUUUAUUUAUUUUUUAAAUGUGAACAUAAAGUGAACAGAAUGGGAUGUUAAGAAUAGCAGUGGAAUAAAUGCUGUCCCCUGCAGCCUCAGAGGGGCUCUCAAGGCGUAGUCUUGAUGAUUCAGGUCAAGGUUCAUACUUAACACACUUAACUAGACCCGAACUUGAACUGGACCUGGAAUCAUCAGAUCUUUAACAUGGUGGGGGGAGGGGUUGCUAUGAUAAUUCAAGAAGUAGUUAGAUAGCACACUAGGUGCACAAAAAACAAAUUGACCAAAUUACAUAUUUUCCUUCCUAAGGAUUCCUCUCUGGAAAUUCAUAACUAUGAGAAAAGCUGAAAUGAGUUAAUGAUUUACAGCUUACCCUGAUUCUUAUAAUAUAUAUUUUUUUAUUAGUGGUCAAAAUAUCCAUGAGUCAUCAGCCCAAAGUGUGAGCAAAAACAAAAGAUAUGCACAAUUUAUAAGUAAAUAGUGUCCACCUGACAUGCCCUAAGAUGUUGUUUAAAACAUCCAUGGAAAAGCAAGCAUGUUCUUUACAAAGAUAAUACGUUAUAUAGUAAUUAAGUUAAAGAUAAGGACAUGUAAAUGCUCUAAAGCAUUAAUACAUUCAUCUUCUAUAGCACCACACUGGCUGCAGUGGUGCUGUCAUUUAGAUUGAACCCAGUUCUCAUUAGUGUUAAACCCAGUUAAACUGAGAACCGCUAAUAAAAAAAUAGAAUUUCCUUCUUGGGGGGUUUAAAACUGCCAUUGCCAAUGUAAGAAACCUUAUAUUAAUGCCAGUAUUGAAACACCAAGAGCCUUGCAUUGGGGGCUGAAGGUUUACGUUCAAUAAAAAAUUAAGAUGAACACAUAAUGAAUUCAUACAAAAAUACACAUUCAAAAUCUAUAGCAGCUUGAAAUAGGUGUCAAACAAUGGACUGCACAUGUCCACAGUGAAAUGCAACUACAGAGGGAUAGAGUGUUUUUUUUUUUCAUAAUUUCAUUUUUUAUUUUUGAGACAUUUUAACUUACUGACGUACCGGGCUGUUCCUUUCAUGUACUGUAUUUUUUGCUCAAAGUAUUCUCUCUUGUCCAGAGUGCUUUAUGAUCUGCAUAUAUAUAUAUUGUGAUGAUUUUUAAUUUAAAUGUGUCGAAGGAAAUGGUGUCCUUUGAAGAGCGAGCCAUCUGAUUUACAGAGGUCUGACUUUUAAGUGAUUGUAAAACAGCUUUCAACAAUGCCAAAAUACACAAUUUCCUUACUGGACAUUUCAUAUAUGUCAUGUAGAAGCUACGUUCUGUAUUUUAGCUAUAAUGGAACUCAACAAAUGAACAAAGUUGCAUUAUGUCUUUUGUCUUUUUACUUGCUUGUGGUGUUACUGCCUUCACUUGCUUUUUAAAUAUACACCUCCCUACGUGGAAGCUCUAAAUGGAACUGUCUCCUUUUCAAACGUGUUUUCAACGCACUGCUUUCAGGCACGCGUGCACUUUGAGAAAGGAAGUAGCUAUCUGAAUUUUCUUUUGGUCUGUUGUAAAAGUAACAUUUAGUAAUGCCAAAAUGUGAUUUCGCAAACCAGAGGCUUUCAAUAUCAGUGUGUUGGCUUAAGUAUCAUUGGCUGUUGUGUAGAAUUCUGAAGUUUUUAUUUUCAAUAAAUACUGCAAAUAUGA
Acipenser ruthenus (sterlet) is the source of this 3074-nucleotide messenger RNA. Its product is annotated as stearoyl-CoA desaturase 5-like. The transcript has 5 exons. The record is from RefSeq and is a predicted model, not a curated record. Gene Ontology annotation, biological process: lipid metabolic process. Lineage: Eukaryota; Metazoa; Chordata; Actinopteri; Acipenseriformes; Acipenseridae. Gene Ontology annotation, molecular function: oxidoreductase activity, acting on paired donors, with oxidation of a pair of donors resulting in the reduction of molecular oxygen to two molecules of water. The coding region runs from base 251 to 1240 and encodes 329 amino acids.